This is a messenger RNA of Aegilops tauschii subsp. strangulata, 1430 nucleotides long. The record is from RefSeq and is a predicted model, not a curated record. NCBI's taxonomy places the organism in Eukaryota, Viridiplantae, Streptophyta, Magnoliopsida, Poales, Poaceae.
ACCUAUUUAAACAGUCCAACCCUAAAAUCUAGGGACAUGUCCCAUCGAUCCCUCUCGGCCGCCGCCACUGUGUUCCUCGGGAUCUCAUCCCGAUCCAAUCCACCAACCAGCGCUCCCCCAUGUCCCUCCUCGAUCCCCAUCACUCACAGCCACCAACAAAUCCAUCCAGUCACCAGGACGCUCGUCGGCGCAAGCUCCUCCCGUGCCCUUCCUGAGCCGAGCUCCAUCUUCCACGCCCUCGUCCGCGAGCACCUGAGGGCCUGCCUCCUCGUUGCCUCGCCCCUCCUCGAGACCCACCUCCGUCCCGAGCACCCGCAGAUGCUCCCGAGCUGGCCGGUCUCCGUCUUCCCGUUCGUGCGAGACGACGAGAUGCCCAGGUCACGCCGUCGUUCCCGCGCCACCCUCUUUUCCUCCCUUCUCCCCUGUUUUCUUUUCCCUCGCUCAUCGUUCUGUUUUUCUCUCUCCGAUCAGGAGGAAGCCGCAGCUCCAUUGGUGCCUCUGCCUUUGACCAACGCCGUCGUGCCCCGAGCCCUCGUCGGCGAGCUACCGUACCAGCAGCAGGUCCGGGCUGCCCCAUGCCUCCUCUUCCUUCCGUCUCCCCGUCUCCCUUUUCUUCUCCCAAGUCUCUUCCUCUCUGAAACUGCCGCGCCACCAUUUUUUCUUCAGGUACUAGCUCCGCCGUCCGCGACCUCUUCUCCGGCAAGAUCUGCUCUGUCGCUGCUGCACCGCGUCGCCUCCUCACCGCCCCAUGCGCUCCGGACCACCGCCGCCGCCAUGGAUGGCUGUGCCCCGCGCCCGAGCUCCGUUGGCCCCCGCCGUUGCCCGGAACCGAGGCCGGACGACUCGAUCCGCCCGUUCCGUCCGGUUCCCGCCGACCCCGUCGCCAGGGCCCCCUGCCGUCGUCUUCUCCAUUGCCAUGCUCCUGCUGCUGCUUCCGUUUCUUCAGAAACGAGAGCAGCAGCGGCUCGCCCGGUUUAGUCCCGAGCGUUGACCGCGCCUCCAGGCCCAGCGCGCCCCUUCGCGGCCUGCCUUGGCCUCCUCACCGACUGGGCCUAGCCCAUGGUGAGCAACCAGCAGCUCCCCUCCAGCCCAGUUUGCCUUAGAUCUGGCCCGUGAUGCUUUUUUCCCUGCCAGGACGUUUUUUUCUAAUUUCCAGAAAACUGUUGUUUUUCAAAAAACCUCUAGUGUUCAUGCAUCUAAUAGCUAAUUAAUCAUGCAUCAUAUGUAAAUAAUUUAUAUAUGAAAAGUGCUUAGAAAUCCAUCUAGUUUCAUAAUAUCCAACCUUCAUCCAUGUUACAAAUGUUUAAACUUGUUGUUUGUUUAAUUUUGCAUAAAUAGCAUGUUUAAAUGAUUUAUUUCAUAACUAAAUAACCGUAGCUCCAAAUUUAAUAAACUUUAUAUGUAAAUGGGGUGGAAAAAUGCAUAGAUUA